Messenger RNA from Fraxinus pennsylvanica, 870 nucleotides. NCBI's taxonomy places the organism in Eukaryota, Viridiplantae, Streptophyta, Magnoliopsida, Lamiales, Oleaceae. The record is from the annotation of a GenBank genome assembly.
AUGGCCUUUUAUCCCAGGAAAUUUCUGAAUGAAUCACUAAUUGAUCCUAGUAUAGAGCGAAUUUGCACACCUUAUUGUAAUGGAAUAAAAAACCAGGAUGGUGCUUGUCCAAUUACAUGCAUCGGUCUCUGUUUUCCGACCUGUAACCGGCCAAUAUUACUUCGAAUCCCCUCGCUGCCGCCGGCACAGCUAAGUUUCUUCCCCGCCGAAUUCGAGCCACCACCGGAUAAACCUCACAAACUCUCUCUUCUGCUCACCAUCUCUCUUGCUAUAUUAGCUACAGUUUUCUUUCUCUGGGCUUGUUACACCAUCUAUAAGUUCUAUUCUAAUUGGCAGAAUUCGAGGGCGGCACGGCGGCAGCCACCUGAAGAGGUGGAGGAGGAGGGCCAAGAUCAACUUUUUGAUGAAGAUCAUCUAGCGGCUAUCAAUCCAAUAUGGUACAUCAGGACUGUUGGUCUUCAACCAUCGGUUAUAAGUGCAAUCUCAACAGUCAAGUAUAAAAAGGGUGAUGGACUUAUUGAAGGAACAGACUGUUCGGUUUGCUUGAAUGAGUUUCAAGAAGAUGAAACUCUUAGAUUGUUGCCUAAAUGCAACCAUGCUUUUCAUAUAUCUUGUAUUGAUACUUGGUUCAGUUCACACACUAAUUGCCCCAUGUGUAGGGCCAGUAUUGUGAUCAGCACAUCAGGCAUUCCACCGCAGGAGCAAAUUGUGCAUAAUUCAGGCCUAGUGGAGGAAACCCGAGUCGAUAUUUCAGAGAACGACGGGGAACUCAGAAGAGAAACAGAAGAAGAUUUCGAGUUGACAGUUGAGAUUGAGGAUGAAGACGAAUCACAGGCUCAAAACGAAUCAAAGAGUCACGAAUAUUGUUGA